AUGCCGCGCUACGAACUCGCCCUUAUCCUGAAGGCGAUGCAGAGACCAGAGACAGCAGCGGCUCUCCGGCGGACCGUGGAGACUUUAAUGGAGCAGGGCGCUGUGGUUAGAGACAUGGAGAAUCUAGGAGAGAGACUCUUGCCUUAUGCGAUGAACAAACACAACCAGAGACACCGCCGAGGAUCAUACUUUUUGAUCGACUUCUACGCAUCUCCCAGCAUCCUCACGGGCCUUUUCGAUCACUUACAUCGUGAUGUGGACGUGGUGAGACCUACAGUGCUGAAGAAGGAUACGGAGAAGUCCAAACAAACAUGUUGCGGCCCCAAUCAAUAA
Molecule: messenger RNA, 333 nt
Organism: Nerophis lumbriciformis (worm pipefish)
Lineage: Eukaryota; Metazoa; Chordata; Actinopteri; Syngnathiformes; Syngnathidae
Source: RefSeq, a predicted model, not a curated record